This is a messenger RNA of Tauraco erythrolophus (red-crested turaco), 807 nucleotides long. NCBI's taxonomy places the organism in Eukaryota, Metazoa, Chordata, Aves, Musophagiformes, Musophagidae. The record is from RefSeq and is a predicted model, not a curated record.
GUCCUUUCUGGUUGUGGUGUCUACGAUGGCACAGAAAUCCAUGAGGCCUCAGCCAUACUGGUACACCUCAGUCGUGGGGGAGCCGAGGUUCAGAUGUAUGCUCCAGAUGUUCCUCAGAUGCAUGUCAUUGACCACAGUAAAGGGCAACCAGCUGAAGCUGAGUCAAGGAACGUUUUAGUGGAAUCUGCAAGGAUUGCUCGUGGUAAAAUCGCAAGCCUGGCUAAGCUUACUACAGCAGACCAUGAUGCCGUGAUAUUCCCUGGUGGAUUUGGAGCUGCUAAAAACUUAUCUACCUUUGCUGUUGAUGGGAAAGAUUGCAAGGUGAACAGGGAAGUUGAACGUGUCUUGAAAGACUUCCACAAAGCAGGCAAACCUAUUGGUCUUUGCUGCAUUUCACCAGUGUUGGCAGCAAAGGUUCUCUCUGAUGCUGAAGUAACUGUGGGCCAUGAAGAAGAGGAAGGUGGCAAGUGGCCAUAUGCUGGGACUGCAGGAGCCAUUAAAGAACUGGGAGGGAAGCAUUGUGUGAAAGAAGUAACUGAAGCUCACGUGGAUACAAAAAACAAGGUGGUGACUACCCCAGCAUUUAUGUGUGAAACAGAAUUACAUAAUAUUUUCGAUGGCAUUGGGGCCAUGGUAAAGAAUGUGCUAAAAUUAACUGGCAAAUAAAAAAAAUAAUCAGAAAUGUUUAAGUUUAGGGUGUAGUAUCAAAUGUAAUAUGGACCAAUGGAAACAUUUUCACCUGCUUGUCCUGUUCACUCUCUAGUGAAUGCUGAUACGAAGCUGAUUGAUUCCCAGCUGCAGGGUUUU